UUCAGUCCGCUAAUGGUACCAAAUACUUGUACGAAACACCAAUUCGAACAGUACGUCGAAGAUGUCGUCCGCAAGCACAGAUCUCUCAAGCUGCAACGAGCGUGUGCAAAUCAAAAUAUUAAUUCUCGGCGAUCGAGGCGUAGAGAAAACAUCAGUUGUAUGGAAAUUCGUGGGGAAUACGUGCGAAAAUGUAAGCAAAGGUAUCUUGCGCAAAUCUGUACGUGUCAACGACAAGCUAUACGAGUUGAACGUGUUUCACAUCGUCGCCGUUGAAGAAUUUGGAGAAGUAACACCAGAGUACAAGGACGUCGACAUAUGUCUUCUGAUGUACGCAGCAAACGAUCUGAGUAGUUUCGAAAACGUGACGCAUUGGAUAUCCAAGUUCAAGAAAGAAGCGAACAUUAAAAAUGGCGAUAUGUUCCCUUUCGGCGUUGUUGGCAACAAGCAGGACGUUCCCGACUAUACUAGACUAAUUUUAAGAAAAGAAGCGGAUGAUUGGUGCUGGAACAAUAAUCUUUGGCAUUCAGAAAUAUCAACCAAAGAGGAGAUUACCAUCAACCGAGUAUUUGGAGUAGGGAUGGCAUUGUACAAGCGUCGACAAGAGGAAUUGGGACAGCCAAGUGGAAUUCUCAAUAGCAUCCUCAUUCCUGAUGUUAUUAAAAGGACAAUGACAUGGUGUCGGCACUUCAAAAACUAAGGCGAACAGAUACUUAUAGCAGGGACGACAAUGUACGAGCGGAAUCGGGACAGUCAAGUGAAACUCCCAAUCGCAUCAUCAUUUCUGAUAUUCUUCUGAGAACAAUGACAUGGUGUCGGCAUUUCAAAAAGUAAGGCGAACAGAUACUUAUAGCAGGGAUGGCAAUAUACGAGCGGAAUCGGGACAGUCAAGUGAAACUCCCAAUCGCAUCAUCAUUCCUGAUGUUCUUUUAAGAAAAAUGACAUGGUGUUCGCACUUCAAGAACUAAGGCGAACAGAUACUUGUAAAUAGACGUAGAAGACAAUUCUUACUUUGUUAAAGACAUUAUUUUUCUA
Molecule: messenger RNA, 1032 nt
Organism: Dinoponera quadriceps
Lineage: Eukaryota; Metazoa; Arthropoda; Insecta; Hymenoptera; Formicidae
Product: ras-related protein Rab7-like
Exons: 3
Coding region: 62-697 (211 amino acids)
Biological process (GO): phagosome-lysosome fusion
Cellular component (GO): phagocytic vesicle; lysosome; late endosome
Molecular function (GO): GTP binding; GTPase activity
Source: RefSeq, a predicted model, not a curated record